This is a messenger RNA of Ambispora leptoticha, 1811 nucleotides long. The record is from the annotation of a GenBank genome assembly. NCBI's taxonomy places the organism in Eukaryota, Fungi, Glomeromycota, Glomeromycetes, Archaeosporales, Ambisporaceae.
CCGCUACAGAAUCCAGAACAAUGAAAUCCCUUGCUGCUCAGCUCGCCGAAUUUAACAACCCCGCGCCAAUAGAUUAUGAUCCAGAUGAAAUCGGCGAAACAUUUCAUGAUAAUGGGUUUCUGGAUCAAACUGAUGACUAUGAUAAUGCUCGUGAUGAAUAUGGUGGAAAUAAAAGUAAAGCAGUAAAUCGUGUUAAUGUUAAUUUGGAUGAAGGGAGAGAGCAUUAUGUAGAUGUUGGCAAAAGCUCGCUUCGUCAGAACUUGCAAUUUUUAUUAGACGAUCCAAAGUACGUGGGCAAGAAGAUUAGUAGAAAGGAUCUUUUUAGCGAUAUUCCAGGGAUAGAUGAAUACAUGGAUGUAGACGAACAAGAUGAAGAAGAUAUUGAUAAUAAUAAAAAAAAAAAUCUUACUUCAGAUAUUCAAUCUAAUUCCUUGGAUAAUGAGAAAGAAGUAGAAGAGAAAGAUCAUGAAGAUUCGGAAGAAGAUCUUUCUGAUAAUGUGUCUGAGCAAAGUUAUGAGAGUCGGGAUCGAUCUAACAAUAAACAAAUGAAAAAUGUAAAGUUUGAUACGGAAAAAUAUGAUACGGGUAGAGUUUCAUCUGAAAGCGAGGUUGAAGAAGAUGGUGAUGAAAUAGCAUCGUCUGAUUCCGGGAUCGAUGAGGAUGGAGAUUCACAAAACGAGGAUGAGACGCAAACCUUUUCAUAUGACGCUGACGAAUCUAUACAAAAAGAAUUGAAGAAAAUUGAAAACGAAGAAAGGAACCUAUUAGAAAAAAUAUCACAAAGUGCCAAAGCGGACGUUACGAAAGGGCAGCAUGUUAAAACCCAAAUUGGACUUUGGGAUAGUUUAUUAGAUAUACGAAUAAGAUUGCAGAAAUCUGUGACCAUAUCGAAUUCUUUACCACAGCAUAAUACGUAUCCCUCAUUCAUUGCGUCGCCUAAAGUACAAUCGGCUAUCAAAGAAACCAAAAGUGAGUUAAGCGAAUUGAUCGAUUCGCUCAUAAAAUUGAACAAGGAUCUCUGUUGCGAUAACGAAAGCAUUAAAUUCUCAAAGGAUACAACAAACAGUCGAAAACGUCGUCUAGAAAACGGUGACGAGGAUACUGAUAAUUACACAGAUUGCUUAUGGACUGACAUAAAAACAAUACACGAAAACUUCAAACCUUUUCGCACGGAAACCAUCGAAAAAUGGAACAAUAAAGUACAAAUCGCCGCCGGGAUCCCAUUAAAUAAGAAAUUUAAGGCGAUCAAUCAGAGCGUUAAUAAUCAAAUCGAGCAGGUGCUUCAUGACCAUGAGAGACUUGUGAAGCGAACGCAGUUGAUGAGAGGUGAUUAUAAAAUUCUCGGAAAGCAACAGCAGACAGAUCCAUCAAAAUCAGCGCCAUCAUCAUCCUCUGAUGCAAUCAUGAGUAGAGGCGGGCAAGACGAUCAUUUGACGAAUUACGAUCCUGAAAUUUUCGAUGACACUGAUUUUUAUCAGCAAUUGUUACGGGAGCUUAUUGAAAAUAGGAUGAUUGAUACUGAUGAUCCCAUCGCAAUAGGAAUGCGAUGGGCAGCAUUAAAACAAACGAGACAAAAGAAAAAACAAGUGGAUACUAAAGCUAGUAAAGGACGUCGAUUACGAUAUCAUGUUCAUGAAAAACUCCAAAAUUUCAUGGUCCCAAUUCCAACUGGGACUUGGCACGAGGACAUGAUUGAUGAGUUAUAUGCGUCGUUACUAGGCAAAAAGUAUAAUAACAAUGAUAAUAGUUAUGCUUUAUCUAAUCCUGAAAGAGAGACAAUUAAAUUAAACACAUUUAAGAAAAAAUCUUGA